AUGGAUUACAACUUUGGCCAGGACGCCCCCUCCGGCUCUGGCUCCGGUUCCUCAAACUGGCUUGGAUUUGGUCAGCGCGUAACUGUCGCUUCUUCGUCCCCUGGUGUGCCCAACACCAUGCCCGAGGCUGAUGAUGCCUCUUUUGCCGAAUCAUAUCGCCCAGAGGCUUCUCCUUUAUUCAAUCCUCUUUUCAUGCCCCGAAACCCGGCUCCUGAAGCUGCACCCUCGAAUGCUUUAAGCCCUGGUCCUCCUCCCAGCUGGCCCUGGCAACGCGAUGCAACCUUCAACAGUGACGGUUUCGACUCCCCCGAUGUCUCUGCUCUCCCCGAACAGCCUUCGCGUUACUCUGAAUCCCCCGAAGAUGAUACGCCACAAGAGUCCGCUAUCGUUGAGGAACACACUGAAACUCAUCAUGUUACUUCCCCCGAACGUGCCCCAUUCUCGCCGCUGCGCGAAUCCGCUGCAGGUGCGCAAGAGAACUCGAUCAUUCAGUCAAACAUCACCGAAGAAGCGAUCACGGAGGCAGGCGCGGACCCCGUUGUUGAGGAGUCACGCAUUGAGAUUUAUGAGCACACGGAGACCAUUGUACAGUCCUCAGAAAAGGAGCCUGAGGAUUUGCUUUCUCAGCAAGAACCUGACAAUGUUGUUCAAAAUGGUGAGGCCGAUCGCGUUGAGGAAACACCUACCCAGACACCCAUUGAGCAAGCUGCCGAUGGCCAGCAAACCCCAGCGCAAAAUCAAUCCAAAUCACCAGAAAUUGCCUCAGCCCCUGCCACAGGACCCAGUUCUCUUAAGAAUGCAUUGCUUUCAGUUGGCAGAGGUAUCAUGAAGCGUAUGUCAGCGCCACCUCCCGCAGUUGUGGCGACACCUCAACCAGAAGACUCUCAGAAUCGAAGAGCUACCUCGACACAAUUAGAACAACAGACCGAAAGAGCUGGUUCUACUCCCUCACUAGUCGUUGAACUGAAAUCAAUGUCAGAGCCUGAAAAGGCAACAUUCACUUCCCAAGCUCCUGCAGCAGAGGAUGGACCAUCGCUUGAUGAAGAACCUGUUGUACCAGCAUCCGCAAAGCGGAGCCGACGAAGCACACAGGCGGCUGUGGAAGAGGCUUCGGGGUCUGCUACAAAGCCCACUCGUGGCCGCCGAAGCAUUGCUUCUGCGCCAGUUUCACCCGCGGUUAAGAACGCUCCUCCGUCAGCCCAGAAACGAGCCCGCAAGUCCAUGCCUGCAAGUGUUCUCUCAGACCAGACCCCCAAAAAGCGAGGACGCCCACGCAAGAGCGAUGUUGUGGCCACUCCAGCCGCGCCCCCAAGUACCGCAAAGAGAGGCCGACCCAGAAAGUCAGAAGCCACUCCAAUCGCUGUCCCCAGUGCAUCAAAGCCCUUGUCUGCCAGAGGCCGUCGUGUUGCCAGUGCUAGCAAGGCUGUAGCAACACCUCGAAGAGCUACGACCACCCGGACACCUAAGACGGCAAUUGGACUUCGCGCUGCAGCUACGCCUACGACAACACCAAAGCCACGCGGCAGGCCACCGAAGAACCCUCCUCAGCCGACAGAAGAGGAGGAAGAAGUCGAGCCAGAGGUGGAAGCACCCAAGCAUGCUGGUCGGGCAAAGCGAGGUGCCGACUCGACUGACGAUGCUCCCGCCACAAAGAAAAGCACACGCACAGUCAAGCCACGCACAGUUCCCUCCCCAGCCAAGCGAGGCCGGGCUACAAGAAAGACUGCUGCUUCCACUCCAGCGGAGAAGGCAGAACCUACCACAAAACGUGGUCGCCGACCUGCAGCUGCGCCCAAAGAAGAGGAGCCCACCGAAGCUCCCAAAAAACGUGGUCGUCCUGCUUCCAAGACUGAAGCGCCCGCAGGUGAGGAGUCUGCUCCAGAGCCCAAGACGCGAAAGCGAGGUCGUGCUGCAGCUGCCGAAGACACCACGGCUGAAGAGCCGGCUCCCAAGAGACGUGGCCGUGUUGCUAAGUCUGCCCCAGAGGAAGAACCAGCACCGGCUCCUAAACGACGUGGAAGGGCGGCUGCCUCAAAGGCCGUCGAAGAGGCCGUGAGUGAGCCUGCACCUACAAAGAAGCGUGGAGCUGCCAAGACCGCUACUAAGUUGGCCGAGAAUUCUGCAUCUGGGCCCGAGUUGGCUCCCAAGAGACGAGGACGUGCAGCUGCCUCAGCCAAGGCCGCUGAAGAUGUUCCUGCUGAGACCGCCACCACAAAGCGUGGACGUUCUAAACGCACAGCACCCGAGCCUGAGCCUGAAGUUGAAGCACCUGAGCCUGCGACCAAGAAGCGACGUACAACACGCAAAGCCGAGGAGCCAGUUGUUGAGGAACCAAGCAAAUCUACAGGCCGAAAGACAGGACGGCGUACAAAGGCUGCCAAGGAAGUUGUGGAAGAGCCCGCACACAAGCGUGGCAAGUCUACUCGCUCCAAGGCCGCUGAACCUGAAGAGUCAAAGCCUGCUGCCAAGCCUCGUGGUCGAGCUGCCGCGAAGAAGGCACCAGAGCCUGCUGUCGAAGCCGAGGCGGAGGCCGUAUCAGAGAAGCCCAAGGCUCGUGGACGGCCCGCAAAGGGAAAGUCCGGAAAGGGAGAGCUCCCAAGCUCAAAGACGGCUGAAGCUCCAGCUCCAAAGCGGGGGCGAGGGGCAGCCAAAGCCACAGCCACCAAGGCCAAGGGCUCUGCUCCUACAGGCGUGACCAAGACGGGGAGAGCAGCACAAACUGGUGUACGAAGAGGACUGCGAUCAAGGGGCUGA
Molecule: messenger RNA, 2754 nt
Organism: Fusarium tjaetaba
Lineage: Eukaryota; Fungi; Ascomycota; Sordariomycetes; Hypocreales; Nectriaceae
Exons: 1
Coding region: 1-2754 (917 amino acids)
Molecular function (GO): DNA binding
Source: RefSeq, a predicted model, not a curated record